GGAUUUACCUCUGGUUAUCCUUAUUUGAAAGGUCAUAUUCAAAGCCUGCAUGCUAUUGGUGCCAGUAGACAAGUAACACCCGAUGAAUCUUUCAAUGCAACUUUUGAUGGGUUGGCAUCUCAUUUGAAGCAGAUUGAUGACUCUUCUGAGAGAGCUCAAACUAUUCGAUUGGGAAUGAAAUCAGCACCUCAUAUACCCAAAACUUCUCCCGAUAAUGACUUUUCUUCCGAGACUUCUUUCCCAAGUAGUUCCACUGGCAACCAAAACCAUGCACGUGAUCCAGCCCUCAGUUUCCAGUGUUGGAGGCUAUGUCAGUUUCUCAACCAUAUGCUGCUGAAUCUUCUCAGCAAGGAGCUAAAUUUUCUCUGACCUUGCAAAAUUUGUUGGAUCCCCAUAGUAACUCGGGAACAACUCUUCCCGGAACAGAGAAGCUAGAUGAUCAAAUUGCUCAGACAGGAAAUAGUAGCCAAUCUGAGUUCCAUGCAGACUGUGCUAAACCACAAAGCUUUGUUGGAGAAGAGAAACCAGCAAAAGCCCAGCUGGUAUUGCAGAAGAAUAAUGAGAUCCAAAAUCCUGCAAGUAUGCCAAAGGAAAUUGAAGCUUUUGGCCGUUGUUUAAGACCAAACUAUUCCUUGUUGCAUCAGGUGCAGGCUAUGAAAAAUACAGAGGUUGAUCCUAGUGAUAGGAGUGUUAAAAGAUUUAAAGGUCCACCUUCAGACUCUAGGUUGGAUGCUCAGCAGUUAAGUUCCCAAGGCGUGGAGCAAUUAUCUUAUGUAUCAAAUUCUAUGAUGGAAGAUGCCCUGGUUGGUCGUCCUUUAAUUCCUUCUGGAGAUUCUCAAAUUCGAAGCUCUUUACCAAAUACAGGAGAUAACCAUGAGACACAUUUGUCUGCUAAUACUAUGCUGCCAUUUGUUCGGAAUGUUUCCCAACAUUUCUCCAAUUCUGAUAAUUCAACUGCUAAUAUCAGUGGUCAACACUCUUGGAUCAGUCCCCAGAUGGCUCCAUCCUGGUUUGAUCAGUAUGGGGCAAUUAAAAAUGGGAAAAUGUUGCCCAUAUAUGAUGCUCGGAAAAUUGCCAUUAUGAAUGCUACAGAAAAAGCAUUCAUUGUUGGUCAGUCUUCUGACAGUUUGCAUGUCCAUACAAGUGAGCAGUUUACUACUGCCACUGAUACUAGUCCUCUGGAAAAAGUCCGGCAAAGCUCAAAUUUUAUGCCAAUAGCAAGUGAGUUUAUCUCCCCUCAAUCACUGCCACCUGAUAUUGUGAACCAGAAUUUGGUUGUGAGAAGAAAGAAGCUCAAAAGUAUGAUAUACGAGUUUCUACCAUGGCAUAAAGAAGUGACCCAGGGUUCUCAAGGGCCUCAGGACAUCAGUGUGGCAGAAGGGGAGUGGGCUCAUGCAGCAAGUCAAUUGAUUGAGAAGGUUGAAAAUGAAUCUGAAAAUUUUGAAGAUUGGUGGCCACCAGUGCUUAGAUCAAAAAGAAGGAUUGUUUCAACCACACAGCUUAUGCAGCAGCUCCUCCGUGCUCCUCCUAGGGUAGUUCUUUCUGCAGAUGCCAUCAAAAACUAUGAGACUCUGGCCUAUUUUGUUUCUAGAUCAGUUUUAGGAGAUGCAUGCAGCACGGCAUAUAUACCUGAAAGUGAUACAGCUGCUCCUCCUGAGAGUGUAAGCAUUCUCUCUGAAAAGCUUAGGGAGGAGAGAAAUCAAUCCAUCUUAAAGGCUGCAGAAGAGUUUAUCAUCAGGGCAAAGAUGCUGGAAAAUGUUUUACACAGUCUGGGCAAAAGAGCCUCAAUCUUGGACUUAAGACUGGAAUGUCAGGAUCUAGAGAAGGUUUCAGUCAUCAAUCGUUUCGCCAAGUUCCAUAGCCGGGGGCAAGCUGAUGGGGCUGAGACCUCAUCAUCCUCGAAUGUAAUUACGAGCUCUCACAAAUUCUCCCAAAGAUAUGUUAUCGCACUACCGAUCCCUAAGAAUCUCCCUGGUAGGGUACAAUGUCUUUCGCUUUGAUUAUUAGUUGAUCCCCACCCUUUUUUUUUUG
Messenger RNA from Hibiscus syriacus, 2031 nucleotides. RefSeq lists its product as uncharacterized. The transcript is spliced from 6 exons. Lineage: Eukaryota; Viridiplantae; Streptophyta; Magnoliopsida; Malvales; Malvaceae. Bases 309 to 2000 code for a protein of 563 amino acids. The record is from RefSeq and is a predicted model, not a curated record.